Plasmodium vinckei vinckei is the source of this 2616-nucleotide messenger RNA. Its product is annotated as conserved Plasmodium protein, unknown function. Lineage: Eukaryota; Apicomplexa; Aconoidasida; Haemosporida; Plasmodiidae. Gene Ontology annotation, biological process: nuclear envelope organization. Bases 1 to 2616 code for a protein of 871 amino acids. The transcript has 2 exons. The record is from RefSeq and is a predicted model, not a curated record. Gene Ontology annotation, molecular function: protein-membrane adaptor activity. Gene Ontology annotation, cellular component: nuclear envelope.
AUGACCAUAAAUACAGGUAAUAAUAAACGUAACGCAAAAGACAACAAAAAUGAACCUAAAAAUAAACCAAAGGGAAGAAAGGGGAAUAGUGACAAUGAAGCAAAUUAUAAUAUUGAGCCCCAUGAAAAUGAAGAUAGUUCUUUAAUACAAGUAUUACAUAGUUAUGAAGAUUUUCAAAAUAAUAAUAUGAACUAUGGAAAAUUAAACCCUUGUAAAACUAGAGAGACAAAAUUUGGAAAAUUUCGAAAAACUUUAAUAAAAGUAUUUUCAUUAAGUGAUUUAAAUGGAAAUGAAUCAGAUAAAGGUUAUUUUAAUAGAAACAGAAAUGGUUCUAAUAAUGCUGUGCUAACUAGCCGGAUGGAAAUGUGGAAUAAAAUAGAAAGUAAUAAUGAUCCAAUGUAUGAUUUAAAAAUUGAAAGUUCCCAUAAUAAGUCUUUUGUAAAUAUUAUAGCUAAUUAUAUUAGUAUGCUUUUAAAUGAUAUAUUAAAUGAUAAAAAAGGAAUAGCACAUAUGGCUAUUUUUAUGAUUUUUUUGUCUAUCCUUAUUACUUUUAUAUCUGGUUUUAUUACCAUUUUUAACAAUGGCACAAUCGAUUUGGAUAGUUGGGUAAUUAUUCCAUCCAAAAAUACUUAUGAUGGUGUGAACAAAUUUAUGGAAUAUCUCAAACUAGGAGAGGAAGAAGGCGAUAAAGGGACUGCUGGCCAAAAUAAAGACACUGACCAAAACAACAAAGCGUGGAAAUUUCAAGAAUUGUUCGAUGGUGUGAAAAAUAAAAUAAAUGAAAGCAUUAAUAUAAAUUUUACCAACAAAAAUGAGAGUGGUAAUAUAUCUGAAACAUAUUCCAAUAUAAAAAAUAAACAAAAGGAAUUAGAAAAUAAUUUUAAAAGGAUAGAAACUCAUUUAAAAACAAUGGAAUCUAAAUUAAAGACAUUACAAAAUGAUAUAAUUAGCAAUACUAGUGAUAUAGGUUAUUUUAAAAAUGAUUCAAAAAAAGAGGUAGAAAAUAUCAAAAAGAAAUUACAAGAUAAUUAUCAACUAUUUCAAAAUAAAUUUGUAGAUUAUCUCAAAAUUAUUGAUGAUAUAAAAAUCGAUGUUAGUGAAAAAAAAAAAACAAUUUUUAAUGAGAUAGAAAACAAAGUGCACACUAACCAAAUAAACAUUGAAGAAGAUGUUUCUAGUAAAAUAGAAAAUCAAAAAAAUUAUUUUCUUGAAAAAUUUUCCAAACUGGAAAAACAAAUGGAACAUAUAGAAAUAAGCAUAGCCAAUAAAACGUACUCAAAUUUUGAAAAUAUCGAAUUUUCGAAAAAUGAGGGUGAUGAAAAAAAAGAUGUAUAUAUAUAUGUAGAUAAACAAAUUGAAGACGGCAAAAAUAUACCUGAUAAAGAUAAUACAAAAAUGGUGGCAGAAUAUAAAAAGAAACAAAUAGAAAUAGAAGAAGAUGCUAUCAGAAAUAAUUAUAUAUCAAAAAAACUAGCCAUAUUAGAGGAUAUAAGAAAAGAGUUAGACAUAUUAAAAGAAAGAACAGAAACAUCAAAAACAUUUUUAGAUAAUAUAUUUCCAAACCUUGAGCUCAAAAUGUUAAAAAAUAUCGAAAAUAAAAUAAAAUAUUAUUUAGAAAUAUAUAAAAAAGAUAUUAUAAAUGAGCUUACAGAAACAACAGUAAUAUCUAAUGAAGAAAAAUAUAAAAAUAUGGCAUUAAAGCAGGAAAAAUUUCAAAAGGAGUUCUAUAAGAAAAUCAAUAUUCAAAUUAAUUCACAAAUAAAAAAUAUAAAAGAAGACAUAAAUAGAUCUAUAGAUAACGCUCUCCAUAGUAAUGAAUUCAAAAAUAACAAAGAAGUUAUUAAAAAAUUAAAUCAGACUAAUUAUAGUGCUAUUGAAAGCUUACAAGAAAAAGUCGAUGAACUAUAUAAUGAAUUUAUAUUAGAUUAUAAUCAAAUAGAUUGGGCUCUAGAAUCAUUAGGAGCAAAAAUUGUUUAUAAAAUGACUAGUUAUCCAUUAAAUAAAAACGAUUUUAUAGAAAAAUUCCUAAAUCAAAUAGUUUCAUUUCUACCCUCCGAAGAAAUAUAUGGAAUGGUUAAACCAAUGGGAAAAGACCCAUCAAUUAUAUUAAAACCUUCAAAUUUUCCAGGGGAUUGUUUUUCUUUUAAAGGAAAUACAGGAAAAGUAACUAUACAUCUUCCAGCUACUAUUAAUGUUACAUCUGUUUCAAUACAACAUGUUCAUGAAAAUAUAAGUAACAAUUCAAAUGCAACUCCAAAAUAUUUUUCUGUUUAUGGUGUUGUUGAUUUAAAUUGGCCUGAAAAUUUCGAGGAAUCUAAUAUUGAUUAUAACGAUUUUAAAAAUAGUUCCUUAUACUCAUGUUUACAUAAAGAAUAUGGUAUUUUAUAUCCCAAUGAAAUUUUAGAAAAAUGGCUAAAAGAUAACAAAAAACCAAGUGUUAUACAUAUUGGUGAUUUUUACUUUGAUCGAAAAAAAAGGGUAUCUACCUACCAAACCAAACACUGUUUUCCAUUUAAACGAAUUAUAUUCGAAUUUACGGAAAACUAUGGCGCCCCAUAUACUUGCAUUUAUAGACUUAAAGUGCAUGGCCAAAGAUGCAUAAGAAAGUUCAAGUAA